GAAAUAAAAUCUUAAAAAUCAAACAUCGAAUUGAAAGCAAUGUUUCCUUAAGUUUAUGCAGGAAUGCUUAAAAAUAUAUUUACUAACUAUUCAUAAAGUUCUACUAUUUGUUUUACAAAGUUAAACUAUCAGUUAGGGUCCUACAUGUUUAGCGCCAGCGAGAAAACUCAUGACAGCAGGAAGUCCUGAAUGUGAAGUGUUAAACACCUUAUAGGUAGGGGGCGGCCCGGUGGUGCAUGUGAUAAACGGCGCCAGUUCACACGACCGGACCGGGUUCAAAUCCCAUCUGGACCGACCCCCCGUAGCAAGGACUGACUAUCCGGCUACGUGGUAAAAAUAAGUCUAGUAAGCCAGAAAUGGCCGGCGUGACCUGUAAGGUCGUUAAAGCUAAGAAGAGAGAGAGAGGUAGGGUUGCAAUGUCCUCAAAGUUUUCUAAAAUCGACUCCGACUUUUGAGAUUGUUAAAGAAAAGUCUCGAAUGUUGAUCAUGACGCACUUGAAGAUGAUAAGUAAAAUGUCCAGACAUUGUUGCACACGUUCACUAGUUAAAAAGUGGAGUAGAGUAGAGUUUUCUGCGUACCAAGAAAACCUGAAUUGCAAUACUUUUUUCACAACCGACAACCUGCUGCGAACGGUAAAAACCCCUGCGUUAACCUAAGGCAACGCGGCAACCACACAAACAACGAUGAAACGAAACAUACGCCAGCUAUUCCCUAACAACAUUUUCAGCACAAUCACUAGGCUUUUGUUUAUAUCUAACCUCAAUACAGCAUAGCGCAUAUAGAUAGCAUACUCGGUGUCCUGGUGUGCGCGGCCAGGUCUGCUGCUGCACCCUGUCUUCUUCGCUGCAAACCCCAGAGACGCCGGGUACGCAAGUGGAAGCGGGAUAGCACCGUCAGACUUUUCCCUUGGGGCUGGGGCCGAUUUUCAAUCAUAAACAACCGAAACCCAAACUUCCCCGGUCGACCGGGGAAGGGUGUACAGAGUGCGGGAUUUCACCAUUCAAGCAUAUUCACUCUCUCUCUCUCUCGCACAAAACAUACACAAAUACACCCUUCGCAUCAGGAGGAGGACAUCAAAAUUUAAGCCAGUGUUGAGGCGCACGUUUGGGAAAGAAAUUACACGCCGAAAGCAGUCGCAAGGAUCACGUCGCCGAGUUCGGAUGUGCUGGCGUGGGGCCGCUAAUCGUUGGGGUUCGGAAUUUCCUACACGUUAACGGAUACGAAUACGGACACUCAUAGUCGGUGGUUUAGUGCUGUCAAGGAAGGAUAACCAGGCGCCUCCAUGUCAGUGGAAUAAAUCUGUUUUUUUUUUAAUUUACACCAAUCAGUUGCAGCAAUAGUGUCCCGACAGGAUCAUAUAAUGUGCAGCAAACAGUGCGGAUGGUCCGUUCGUAAACGGACAUUUUAUUUUCCCACCCGCGCAAACACAUACACACGCACGAGUCCUGUUUGCUGAGUGCGUGCGUGAAAGAGAAGGAAGCACUUCCGUAGGAGAAUCGUAACAAAAAACCAAAGAAAAAAAAAACGUAACGGAGAAAGAAAACAAAUACGUGAAACAGUGUGCGCGCCCGUCAAGUUUUUUUCCCCCGUUCGGUCGGUCGGGAAAAAUCGGUCACGAAAGUUUUUCGGCAUUCAAUUGAUUUUCACUAUUAUCCUUCGAAAGGGGUUAUGUGAGGAAGGAAGGAAGGAAGGAAGAGGGAAGGGGAAGGGAGGGAAACGCGUGAGACGGGCAGGAUGACAGACAGAGCAGAAAGCAUCACCGUCGUCCUCUGUCUGUCGCUAAUGAAGGGUCCGGGUGUGUAAGGGAGGAAAAGCAGGACAGGAAAAACGAGGACCCCGUCUCUCCCCGUCUGUGUGUACGGGUGAAGUCAUCAUAAACAACUUUAUGAAGCGUAUGAAUUACAAAACGGUGACUACUGCAUCACAACUACACCGGUACACGGAGAACGGCCGUAAAGGGCAGACGGCCAAGGGUGGCGGCAAGAAAGCAAGUGCCGUGUUGUGUACUGGGACCGGGGUUUUUGGGUACCGAACAUCAUCAUCAUCAUCACCGCGGCGGGUGAAGGACUUUUAUCCUUCGUUUUGCGACAUACCAAUCCACCAUCGAAGACGUCGUCCGUGUUGAUUGUCGCCAAAAGAUUUUUCGCUUUUGUUUUGUUUUUUUUUUUCUUACUACUGCAUCGAAAAAAAGAAACAUUUCGAUUGGGGCCAACGACGGUUGAGGCUCCACCGGAAGACGAUGACAAUAUACCGACCAGCAACCGUACGUGUGCGUGACGAUUUCGUACGGCAGACAUCGAAGCGGAGGCCAACGAACGGCACUCCGAGGUGAGGUGUCAGUCGUUAAGUCGGUCAGUUGGAGAACAAACAAGAAAAACAGCAAGGUUAGCGGGGAUAGAGAUCAGGUCAGCACAGCCUAGCAAACACCAAUGAGUACACCGAAGAUUCGGGGAAAGUCCGGCAUUCACAUCAACGAUGGUAUCAUCGGUCCGAGUGCGUCCAGUGCGGCUGUCGGUGGAGUCGGUGGGCCCGCACACAACGCACUGCUCAAGAUCGAAUCCGUCGUGCCAAAGCUCACGACCCGCGGUGCUAACGGUCCGGGCACGAACAUUGUGCUGGCCUCCGGACAUUCCACUCGCUUGCGUACGUUUCAUCGCUCCCACAGUACGCUUAGCUCGUCGUACCUGCGAAAGGUUACUGCUGCCGCUGCGGCUGAUUAUAAUCGCCAGCAGCGAAUCCAUCCGGGCCCGGUCCGACCGGAACCGAUCUGCGAGCGAGGAAGUUAUGGACCGUCGCCACCACCGCCUGCAGCACCAUCACUCUCGCAAGCGCUGCUCGAUACCACCGGUCAGCAGCUGCUAGCGGGAUACGCAGAAACACCUCCCCUGGACAGUACGCUGAUCGUACAGAAUGGCGUUCCGAGCAUACGCCGAUCGCAGAAAGAUCGUGAGAAGCACCCGGAUCGGGUAAAUCUCGAUCGGAAAGGGCUCAGCUCUAUACCGCUCAUUGAGGACGAACCGAACCUGCGGCUACUCUCGCUACAGCACAACCUGAUCAACUCGUUCCACAUCCCACCGGAAGCUGAUCCGAACAACAACCUAAAUCACCAUGGUCCUCCUCCGAUCGCUGGUGGACAUUGUGUGAUUAACGGUGGUGAGCUUAAGCCUGCUACCGCACUCUACCCAUCAGCCAGCAGUCCACCAACGCCUACCAAACCUUCGCCUAGUGGCACACCAACUAAUGGGCCCAUGGGCGCCACUGGACCUUCGUCAUCGUCUUACGGAACUACCAAACCCUCCGCCAAACAGUUCCUGCGCCAGAAAUCAACGUCCCGCGGUCAACUGCUGAUGAGUACUAAUCUCGCUUCUCUCGGACCACCGGGAGUAUCCGGUACUGGCAAUGGACCGGUAACAGGAAGCUUCAUCCAAAGCAAGAUAACGAUCGGUACCAAACAGUCUGGUUCGCAAACCGCCUCAACACAACCACAGCAAACUCAUCCAUCCGCCUGUACCGGUCCAAUGUCCGGUGUAUCACCGCACCUCCAGAAAUCGUCUCCACACACAUCUUCCUCCACAGCGCCGAUCGCCAUUACGGCGCAUCAGAAAAGUUUGCUCAAAAAGUCCAACAGUUUCAUCGGUGGCCCUAGCAUGUUUCUAACCGGCGGUCCGAGCGGACAACCCACUGCUGUCGGUGCGUCUUCGAACGGGAUGCUGAAAAUGCGAGCUGGUAAGCUGCUGCUCGUACCAUCGUUCAGCAUCGAUAACCUCAGCAACAUUACCGAGCUACCUUCCGGCAGUCCGGCAGGUGAGCAAGAUUACUGUAACGGUCAGUCUAGCAGCAAUGGAAGUGCGACCAACAGUGGCAAAACAACGCCAACAAACAACGGACCAAUAACGCCCUCGGCGGAGAGUGUACUGCCAGCGAACUGCAGCACCUUCAUGACACGCUACAACCUAAGCAAUCUGGUGUUUCUCGAUCUGUACGACAACCAGAUCGAGAAGAUCUCCUGUCUGGAUGGGCUCAAGAGUUUGACGGUGCUGCUGCUCGGCAAAAACCGUAUCACCGACAUCGGGGGACUGGUAUCGCUCAAGAGCACACUGCGCGUGCUAGAUCUGCACGGUAACAAGAUUAGCAACAUUACGGGCAAGAUCAGCCAGCUGCAGGAGCUGAAGUCUCUCAACCUUGCCGGUAACGCACUGCGCCAGAUACAAACGCAAGAUUUUGCGGGUCUGUUCAGUCUGAAGGAGCUAAAUCUCAAGCGAAACCGCAUCAAGAAGAUAUUCGGAUUCGACGAUCUGCACAAUCUCGAGCGGCUCUGGCUGUGCCACAACGAUCUGCAGUGUGUUGAGGAUAUGUCGGCGAUCGCGAAAGCGAUCAACCUGAAGGAGGUAACGAUUGAAAACAAUCCCGUCUCGCUCGCUGGCGAUUGUGUUUCGUUUCUGGUAAGCUACCUGCCGGGACUGGUAUCGCUCAGCCAGAUGCAGAUUACCGAGCAGGUGCGCCGGGCUGCAUCGGCCUGGCGCAAAAACAAGGAACUCUCCGAUAGCAAAUACUCAAAUCUGUCGUCGGACGUGUGUCAAAGUAUGCGACGGGAGGAAAUCAUUUCCAAUGCACGCACUAACUGGGAGUUGCUCCGAUCGCAACAAUCGACCGUCAUUGCACGCGGUGCACAACGACUCACUGCCAAUGGGAUCAUCCCGAAAGAUGCCGACCUACUGCUAGAACCCAAUGCGACGAACAACGCACAACUAGCGGAGAAUGGUGGUCCGGUGACCGGUGCCGGUGUAGAGAAAUCGGCACGAAAGAGUAAUGGGACAGCGCAGGGUACCGUCACGGUUACACGACCACUUAGGUUGGCGAAUGGGAAGAAAACUACCAAUCGAAAGCCCUUGGUUCGGUCUUCCUCACAAGAUAAUUCCAGUUCGCAAGUGUCUGAACAGGGAGGCGAAGAAUACUUUCGGCUACCACCGAUUCUUGCACCAUUUCUGGAACAAACCACUACCAAGCCCGGUGAAGGCGAAGGGUCAGUUACAUCAGGUGUAGGUACACAUGCGGAUUCGAGCGUAUCCAGUGGCUUUAGCUCGGACAAUGAUGAGCAGCUUAAUCUCGAGAAGGAAAUGGAUAAACAGACAACGCUUGUAGCGUGCAGUUCAAACUCCACUCCGGAUAAAGAAUCCGACACCGAUCGGAUGGUGCCAGUAACGUCGGCAGCUUCAGAUAUGCCAGAAGAAGAUAGGAGCAGUGAUCUUGCCGUUUCCACAGAUCUUCCCGCACUGGAGGUAAUGACACCGCGUGUCGAUGAGGUGAAGCUCCCUUCGCCUACAGAUGAUCAACCACAGCCGGACACUAGUCAGACAACGGACGAAGCUAAUCUCGACAAAUUGUCCACCCUGUCGACGCUCUCGGCGAAAAGUGCCUCCGAGUCGGUUAUUACAAUCGCUUCCUCGAACUCCGAUUCCACCGGUUCCACAACGGACUCGGCUGGAAGUAGUUCGGCCGGUGGUGGGGGUGGUGGUGGCAGUGGCAGUGGAGGUAGUACGAGUGGUCACACCUCUUCCAUAGCCACCGAACGAGGACGAACGCACAAAACGAAGCUUAGCACUCCCAUUAAGCGGUAUGGCACUGGAACUCUCGCUCGGACGCAAACCGCACGCAACAACGCCCUCCCAUCCAACGGCGCCAGUUUGGCCAAUACGUCCAACCUGGCAAACGCCUCCAAUGCAGGCACACUUUCAGCAACCAGCGCGGCAGGUGCCGGUGGAGUGUAUGCAGGAAUACCCAGCAGCAAUUACGGCCCGCCCACCAUCAGUACCGGCACCGGCAAGUCGGGCAAAUCGGGCGAACGCGAACGUGAACAGGGUGGUGACUAUCUGAUCGAGAUCUGUGGCCGCUACCUGAACGUGUACGGGCUUGGUGCGCUCCGGUUCAUCGACAAGCAGUGGAACAUGCAGAAGGCGUGCGACGUCCAUACGGUGAAGUUUAGCUACAUCAACUUCAACAGCAUCACGGCCAUCCUCUGCCGGAUCAAGGUGCGGUUCGUGAAUGCGGAAAAUUUCAUCUUUCGCGAAACGAACAUUACCUGCCUCGGGCAGAUUAAUGCGCUGGCCGAAAGUCAAGGCAUCGCGUCACUGACGAUCGACCCGGAGGGCAACCCGUUGGCGUCGCGGUCUUGGCGCAGCUACGCCAUCUACCGGCUGUCACACUGGGGCCUGAAGCAGGUGAACGGGACCGAGGUGACGCCCGAGGAGGUGCAAACCGCCGAGGCCACGUACGCCGGCCUGUCCGAUCUGGUGCUGUGGUCCCUCCCGGAAGGGCUUCUGCAGCCGCUGUUGCAGCGGUUGCGGCUCGAGGAGACGGCACACGCCUCCAAGAUGACGGCCAAAGAGUGGCUGAUGCAGGCGGACCCAUCGCUCAAGAACAUCGUCGGCAAGGAGGCCCUACAGUGGAAGAAGCACAGCACCACCCAGGACGAUACGGUGAUGCGGGCCAAGGGCAAAGCGUACUUUGCCAAGAUGCUGGAAAACACCUGCAAUGCGGUGGAGAAGCUUCAGCGGCUCGAAACGAUGUGGCCGGUCCUGUUGCUGGAGAUGAUCCGCAACACGCUGAUCGACUACUCGCAGAUAGAUGUGUACGUGAAGGGCAUGCUGGUGGAGUUGCUGAAGUAAAGGUACUGAGCAAAGCUGACCGAAACGUACCCAGAAAGACACCAUGUGUUCAUGCGGACGGUCACGAGCAACCGUUAGCACCUUUUUAAGGUACCGCCUUAUGGAAGGACCAUCAGAAUGUCUCCUCACCAUGGCCAUGACAUUCGUACUAAUAUUAACAAGCCCGCGCGUUUACUAGUAAAUUGAUAACAGUUCAAGUGCAAUAGUAGCCUAGAAAGUGACACAUAUUUUACCUUACACUUCGAUUCCACCUUCCACUACAACUGCGACCCUUUUCGCUCAAGCUCCCAGUUUUGUAUCCCGCCAACGUAACAAUGCGAUAUUUAUUAAACGUCUUUUUGUGUAAAAUGCAAAUAAAGCACAUACCAAAUGCGGCCUCGUA
Anopheles funestus (African malaria mosquito) is the source of this 7048-nucleotide messenger RNA. Its product is annotated as mucin-19. The coding region runs from base 2431 to 6666 and encodes 1411 amino acids. The transcript has a single exon. Gene Ontology annotation, molecular function: protein binding. Lineage: Eukaryota; Metazoa; Arthropoda; Insecta; Diptera; Culicidae. The record is from RefSeq and is a predicted model, not a curated record.